Miscanthus lutarioriparius is the source of this 909-nucleotide messenger RNA. The record is from the annotation of a GenBank genome assembly. NCBI's taxonomy places the organism in Eukaryota, Viridiplantae, Streptophyta, Magnoliopsida, Poales, Poaceae.
AUGGGCUCCUUCCCAAGAGGUGUCUCUAGGUUCUUCGCGAUGGUGCCAAACUAUUGGGAGGCAGAUUCUCCCCUAGACACUCAUGGGAGGCUCGAUGGUUUCAGGGAUCACGAGCUCUCAACACGUCAUCCUGCGGGAGCGUGCAGCUGCGUCCUCUCCGUGGCGACGUCCGACCUGACCUUCACCCUGCACGCCUCGUCGUUCCGCUUCACCGUGUCCCGCCGCUCCAGCGGCGACGUCCUCUUCGACACCUCCGCGGCACUGGUGUUCAAGAACAGGUACCUGGAGCUGACCACGGCGCUGUCGGCGGACCGGGCGUCGCUGUACGGGCUGGGCGAGCACACGAAGCGCACGUUCCGGCUGCAGCGCAACGACACCUUCACGCUCUGGAACGCCGACAUCGCCGCCUCCAACGUGGACCUCAACCUCUACGGCUCCCACCCGUUCUACCUCGACGUGCGCCCCGCCGCCGGCGCCGCCCACGGCGUGCUCCUGCUCAACAGCAACGACAUGGACGUCGAGUACGGCGGCUCGUACCUCACCUACAAGGUCAUCGGCGGCGUGCUCGACUUCUACUUCUUCGCCGGCCCCGCCCCGCUAGACGUCGUCGACCAGUACACCCAGCUCAUCGGCCGCCCGGCUCCCAUGCCGUACUGGUCAUUUGGGUUCCAACAGUGUAGGUACGGGUACAAGAACCUGGCUGACCUGGAGGGCGUGGUGGCCGGGUACGCCAAGGCCAGGAUCCCGCUGGAGGUGAUGUGGACGGACAUCGACUACAUGGACGCGUUCAAGGACUUCACGCUGGAUCUGGUGAACUUCCCGGCCGGCCCCAUGCGGCAGUUCGUCGACCGCCUUCACCGGAACGGCCAGAAAUACGUCGUCGCCGCAAGGUGCUUUCUUUUUCGGUAA